Molecule: messenger RNA, 3702 nt
Organism: Syngnathus typhle (broad-nosed pipefish)
Lineage: Eukaryota; Metazoa; Chordata; Actinopteri; Syngnathiformes; Syngnathidae
Exons: 6
Coding region: 559-1311 (250 amino acids)
Source: RefSeq, a predicted model, not a curated record
GCCCUUUGCACUAUAACCAGUUGCCAAAAAGGAGCCAGUCGUGGCACCCUGAGAAACCUUGUUGUUGCCUUUCAUUUGAGUUGAAAACAAUCGCAUUGACUUCCAAAAUGGGCUUGCCUACGAUUCGUCACCUAUACGUGCUUGUUGUUCGCCUUUGUCUUUAAAGUGGCGGCCGUGUCAAUGAUGACGCAGCACGAAUCGGAACAUGCGGGCAUUUGAACUCUGCGAGACCUGCGAGACUUUUGCUCUUGGAGAAAUAACAGAGAGAAAGGAAGGCAACGCUGUUUGAAAGAAACGAUUGGAAACUGGGUUCUCUCGCAUCCAAAAGGCGCUGUUUGCGGGAUUUGCUGGAAGAAGCCGCCUGCGUGUCACUGACGCUCGCCGCGUCAUGCAAAGAGGACGCCAAACGUCACGUCAGGGUACGGCGGGCGGAGCAGCCAUCACUUGCUCGCUGCCAGCUGCCUGACUGCGUCCGCCUUGUGCCCUACCUACCUACCUACCUGCCGCCGCCAAGACUUGUUGCGGACUCCGCGCCUGCUUGGAGAGAGAUCGUCUGCAAUGCUGAACCCCAAGAUGCAGCUUGCACUUGUGCUGCUCCUCGAGUUCUUGUGCCUCGCUGCUGCUGAUGCUGUCGCUGAAGCCACGCCCUGCUCGUGCGAUGCGGACAACAUAUGCACCUGCAAUGCGGGUCAAAAGCUCGAAUUGAAUAGCGGCAGUAGCGGCGCGAUCACCUGGAAGAAGGAAGGAAAAACUCUCAACGACGACUGGGCAACCUUCGAUCCCGCUAACACAAAGCAGAAGGCGACGAUCGGAUCACUGAAGCUCACCGACAAAGGGACGUACGUGGCCAUCGAGGGGGACUUUGCUGACUGUAAGGUGAAAAAGGUGUUCGUUGUCAAGAUUGUGGCCACGACAACCUCCGACGUCCAGGUCAAACGUUACACUGGUAACUCAGUGGCCUUGCACUGCUCCAUCAACGAGAAUGAACACGUCAAAGAACUCGUGUGGAAGAAGGACGACGCUCCGGUCGGCCAGGGAAACUACAUUCUGGGCAAAGCGGUGAUGAUCGUCACCAAACCCGACCCAACCGUCAAGGUCGAAUACGUUUGCGUGGCCAAACAAUUCGACGGGGCUGAGAUAUCCUCCUCGGCCUUGACACUCAAGGACGGCGAUGUUGACAGCGAGGUUGUGAGCGGUGACAGCAAUGUUGUGAGCGUUGGCGGCAAAGGUAGAUCAGGUGUGGGUGCCCUGUCCUACAGCGUUUCUCUGCUGGUGAUGUCCGUCCUGGCUCAGCUCUACUGGAUGGUGUAGCGCCCGCCGCAAGACCAGCGGCUGCUGCUGUCCACGUCCGUCCCUGGCUAGGAGACGGAGCACUCCACCGCAAGCAGCCCGCUCCACCCUCAGCGAGCCCACUCCACCCUCAGCGAGCCCCUCCCAAAGGAUUUUGCCCUCCAGACGAUGAUACUCAACAUCGACGACGAGCAGCAUUUCACAGAAGAAAAUAACACACACACACACACAAAAACAGAAUGAAAACCGAAUCAAUUGCAUUUGCGACAAUUUUGCAGUGCUCCCUGCUCUUUUCUGUCUCGAUGUUAUGAUACAAUGUACAUGAUGACUCCACGAAAACAGAGAGCCAGCCGGCUCUUGAUGGUCUCCAGCUUGAAAGAAGCGGCAAAGGUGCUUUGCAGCAUCACGGGCAGCCGUUAGCAAGAGCCUGGAAUGCGCCCGCCGCCGCAGGAUUUGCAAACUUUUUUCCUUUUUCUCAUUUUCGUGCAUCAGUUUGAUCGGUCAGAUGCUGCUUUGCUUCCAAAGGAUUCUUCCAAUGAUAUGCAUGCUCAUGGUUUGAAUCUUUAUAACUUGAAUAAAGGCCAAAUUUGUUGAAUACAGCUUCAAUUAGAAACUUGGGAUGAUAAAUGUACCUAGGCUGUUAACGUCAGUGGAAAUCUGCCCAAGUUGUUUCUCAGAAGCCCUCAGCGCCAUUUUGACGCGAGGUAUUGUGUGCAACAAAGACCAGGGAAACACUCUUAGAAUAUUUUUGACAAUUUCUUGGAUUUCUUAAAAAUGUCCACACUAAAGCGCCCUCUAUAGCCCCACCCUUUUUAAUACUACCACACUUCCAUCCAUGCAGCCUGUUAAGGUUUUGUGCGGCAGCAACCACAGCCUCCCAGGCACAGAGGUGUAAGGCCUGAUGCAUGCCAUGGCGCGUCGUUUUUGUCUUGAUUUUCUUUCCCCGGGUUCAGCUCGUCUGAUAUUAUAGCAGCAGCCCAUUUUUGUUAGAUUUUUUUUUCUCGAGUUCAGCUCGUCUGAAAUAAUAGCAGCAGCAGCAGCCCAUACUCGUAGCUCGCCCCGCCUCCACCUUUAGUGUAGAUAUUUGGCCUAUUCCGAUCCAGCCAUGGGUCCAGCUGGUCCAUCAAGAGCCUGUCUCAGCUCUCCACAAGAUCUUUGGAAAAUCGGAUAGUUCCUGGCCCAGUCUUGAUGUUUCAACGUGGCUGUCUCGCACAAUGGUGCCAGAUCAGGUGUGUUAGCCUUCCAUUACCUUGGCCAUGUCUCUGAGCACUAAACACCAGGUACUUCUGGGGCACUCCAGGUAGAUUGAAGAUUGCCGCUAGCACUGCGGGAUCAUUGGUUCCUUGUGGCUUAAUGUUUUGAGGCUUUUCAAAUCUUUUGCUUGCAUCUUAACACCUUUCUUGCCACAUUGUUGAUUGUUUGCAAGGAAACGUUUGAUGGUUCUGCGCUCGUCACGUCCCGAGAUCUUUGUCACGGAUCGGACGGAGCAGGGCGACCAAACGCAGCUUGGACCAGGGUUUAUUGGAGAAAACAAACUAACAGACUCGGCAAACUGACAUGACUUAACAAAACAACAACUAGACUGACUCACCGGGACGUAAGACAAGAAGACAACAGGACGUGGCGACAACAGGACAUGGCGACAACAAUGAUCCGACGGGGAGUGAGGGGCAGACCAGACAGGACUUAAAUACAUAACAGGUAACAAGAGGUAGGUGAGAAUGAUCACACUAAUCACGGGCACACAGGAGGGGAGGGGCGAACACAAAGGCACACGGACAGAAACGAUGACAAUACGCACAUAACAAAACAACCGAGGACAAGACGUGACAAUCUUAGCAGUUUCAAGAGCGCUGCGUCCUUCUUCGGAAUCUUUCAGAGUCACUUGAAUCUUUUUUUGCCCCGUUUGGCCUGAGCCAAAGAAGCUGCCUAUUCUAUGUAUGCACACGGUGAGAUAGGGUGUCACUCGGCUCUGGCCCCACCAUCCUACAUAAGACAAACGCACGUCGCUUGAUAUGCUUCUUUUGAGUAAGCAUUCAAGCGUAUUAAGCAUAGAAUUGGAAAUUAUCCAUCUCCCUCUGUCUCUCAUAUACAUACAUACAUACGUACGUACGUACAUUAGAUUUUUGUCAAGGACAAUAGAACAAAUCAUUUUUAAGCGGGGCAGGGUGAUUGAUUGCAUUAAAAAGACAGAAAUAUCAGUGGUGUGCUUUAGGGCUGAACAACUGACAAUCAAAUUCCUAACGACAAUGUAGUAGAAUGACAAAGGCUACAAUAUGAAAACUAUAAAACCACUUAAUUUGGGUUAGUCUGUUGGCUGAUAUUUACUAUACUGUCUGAGUCAGACUAGUGCUUAAGAAGUGCAGUCCACGUGUUUACAUCCCAUCGUGUCAUAAAACAUGAAAAGUUAAA